This is a messenger RNA of Juglans regia (Persian walnut), 777 nucleotides long. RefSeq names its product LEC14B homolog. Gene Ontology annotation, cellular component: Cul4-RING E3 ubiquitin ligase complex. NCBI's taxonomy places the organism in Eukaryota, Viridiplantae, Streptophyta, Magnoliopsida, Fagales, Juglandaceae. Bases 1 to 777 code for a protein of 258 amino acids. The transcript is spliced from 9 exons. Gene Ontology annotation, molecular function: protein binding. The record is from RefSeq and is a predicted model, not a curated record. Gene Ontology annotation, biological process: proteasome-mediated ubiquitin-dependent protein catabolic process.
AUGCAAACUGAAUUUUUGAAGAAUGUUGAGGUUACCCGUUUCAACGGUCAAAAUGUUGUUCAGUCGAGAAGAGUGGAACGAAUGAAAAGCCAGGCUUAUGUUUCUCAAUUUUCAGCUGAUGGUUCUCUUUUUGUUGCUGGAUUUCAGGAAAGCCACAUUAGGAUAUAUAAUGUGAACAGGGGAUGGAAAGUUCAGAAGGACAUUCUAACAAAAAGCUUGAGAUGGACCAUUACAGAUACAUCUUUGUCACCUGAUCAGCAUUACCUUAUUCGUGUUAAUUUCAACUGGUACUUUUCUGCAUUUCAUACCAUGCCCAAGUUUGUGCAAAUCUUGUACUUCUUGCCUUUCUUCAGAGUAGCUUCAGAUAUUUUUUCUGGGAUGGUUAUAUCAUUGCUUUGGUCUAUGCUUGUAUGUCACCCGUCACCUGUCGUACAUAUUGUUAAUGUUGGAUCUCCUGAAACAGAAUCACUUGCAAACAUUAUGGUAACUGGAAAUUCACGAUGGUUUGGAUUUUCUGGUGAUAAAGAUGGUGAUAAGUUUGGGAUUUUCUCUGUAAAAUUUUCAAAUGAUGGGAGAGAGCUUGUAGCUGCAAGUAGCAACAAUUCCAUAUAUGUUUAUGAUCUUGAGGCGAAGAAACUGUCCCUCCAAAUUAAAGCACACAUGUCUGAUGUCAACACAGUAUGCUUUGCGGAUGAAUCUGGCCUUCUCAUAUAUUCUGGAAGUGAUGAUAAUCUUUGUAAGGUGUGGGACAGGCGCUGCUUUAUCACAAAAGGAUAG